AACACGGAGUGGAUUCCAUACAAAACGUGGAGUGGAUUAAAUACAACACACGGAGUGGAUUCAAUACAAAACACGGACUGGAGUCCCAAGUGAAUGUCCCCUAACGUUACCCAACUCUAUUCACACAACAUGGUAGUAUACUAACACAGCCCAGCACGGUAUUAUGCUGUUAUAUUGUAUUAGCAUGAGAUAUGAUAGAGUAUAGCACAGAGCGAUAAUUAGAGCGACUGUGACCCGAGCCGAGGCCGGGUGAGGCCGCGCACGCUGAUGGCGUCACGUCACAACAAGCCCCGCCCCGCGACUCUGGGGGACACCACGUGGGUGCGAGUUGAGCCGAGACCCGGAGCCGGAGCGCAGUGGUAGAGUAUCAGCUGUAGAGCCAGGAGAGAGUCUCAGCUCUAGAGCCAGGAGAGAGCCUCAGAGCCAGGAGAGAGUCUCAGCUGUAGAGCCAGGAGAGAGUCUCAGCUGUAGAGCCAGGAGAGAGUCUCAGCUGUAGAGCCAGGAGAGAGUCUCAGCUCUAGAGCCAGGAGAGAGCCUCAGAGCCAGGAGAGAGUCUCAGCUGUAGAGCCAGGAGAGAGUCUCAGCUGUAGAGCCAGGAGAGAGUCUCAGCUGUAGAGCCAGGAGAGAGUCUCAGCUGUAGAGCCAGGAGAGAGUCUCAGAGCCAGGAGAGAGUCUCAGCUGUAGAGCCAGGAGAGAGUCUCAGCUCUAGAGCCAGGAGAGAGCCUCAGAGCCAGGAGAGAGUCUCAGCUGUAGAGCCAGGAGAGAGUCUCAGCUGUAGAGCCAGGAGAGAGUCUCAGCUGUAGAGCCAGGAGAGAGUCUCAGCUGUAGAGCCAGGAUAGAGCCUCAGCUGUAGAGCCAGGAGAGAGUCUCAGCUGUAGAGCCAGGAUUAGAGGCCCUCAUAGGUGCUACUCGCUGACAGCACUUGCCCCAACAUUCUGCUCAGGCUAUACGGGGGAUCUUUAGCUUUGUCUAACUUUUUUGGCAACGUGCCUAAGACCCACCGUGCUGAUCCAAGUUGCAGGGGAAGGAGACCAACACACAAAAAUCGCUUCUAGACAAAUGGGUUUGUCAAUCUAGAUGAUAGACGAUUUAAAAGUGCAUUUCUCCCAGCGGCUUGCUAAUAUCGGUGGAACGUUCCAGACGGCCGCAGAAGCUCAUCCAGACGCGACGCGAGUGACCGUCUUCGUCCGAUGGCCAGCAGCCAAACGCCGCUUUUAGUAUCAGCGCUGAGCGCCCGCGGGUCGUCACCGAGGCCGCCACAGUAACUCGGGGGGCUCCUGGUCCCAAUGUCUCCCCAACUCCUCCUCCUCCUCGCCGCCCUCGUCUCCGUCGCCUCGGCGCUCCUCUCGGCCCUCUGGCUCCGACGCCGGGGACCCGCGGCCGCCGGGGGGCCUCUCCCCCCCGGCCCGCGGGCGUGGCCCCUCGUGGGGGGGCUGCCCGCGCUGUGGUGGGAGACCCGCAAAGCGGGAGGGCUGCUGCACGUUGCGCUGGAGAUGCUGGCGCGUCGCCAUGGCGACGUGAUGAGCAUCGCCACGGUCGCUGGCCGCCCGCCCGUCGUGGUGUUGAGCAGCGCCACCGCCGUGAGGGAGGCGCUGGGCCACCACCCCGAGGCCCUCGCCGGCCGCCCGGACCUGCCCCUCGUCCGCCUCGUCACCCGGCGCAAGGGCAUCGUGUUCGCUCCCCUGGGGGCCACGUGGCAGCGCCACCGCCGCUUCUCUCACGCGGCGCUGCGCCGAUUCGGAGCCGGACUCGCAACCGCAACAACCGGAUCCAGAUCCGAAUCUUGCUCCAUCCCCUCCCCCGGCCCCACCUCCCCCUGGCUGCUGGAGACACGUGUGGAGCGGGAGGUGUCGAGUCUGCUCCGCACGCUUGCAUCGCGUUCGGGGGGGGCGGCCGCCCCCUUCUCCCCGGCGUCGCUCAUACACGGCGCCGUCGCCAACGUCAUCUGCGGCCUCUGCUUCUCCCGCCACUACCACAACCAUGACGACGACGACGGCGGCGGCAGCGGUGGCAAGGACGACGAUGAAGGCUGCGCCGGAUUCCGCCGUGCCCUGCGGUUGAUGGUGCGCGGCAUGGAGCUGGCGUCCAACAGCCCGGCCAUGCUGAUCAACCUCGUGCCGGCGCUCCGCUUUCUGCCGUGCGGUCCGUUCCGGGAGCUCUUCUCCACCGUGGACGAGGUGUCCCGCUUCCUCAAGGGGAUAAUCCGUGAGCACGAGGAGACCCUGGAUCCCGCAAACCCCCGCGACUUCAUCGACGCUUUCCUCGUCGAGUCCCGCGGAGGCCACGACGACGACGAUGAGGAGGGAGGAGGGGAGGCCCCGGGAGGGACCCGGGGAGUGCUGGAUGCCGAUGACCUCUUCUACAUCGUCGCCGACCUCUUCAUUGCCGGGACCGACACGACGGCCAACACCCUGCUGUGGGGCCUCCUCCUCAUGUGCACCUACCCGGCCGUGCAGGCGCGCGUGCAGGCCGAGCUGGACGCAGUGGUCGGCCGUGGAUGCCGUGUGUCUCUGAGCGAUCGCCCGCGCCUCCCGUUCACCGUCGCCACCAUCAUGGAAGUGCAGAGGCUGAGUUCCGUGGUGCCGCUCGCCAUCCCCCACUCGGCCACCCGCUCCGUGCAGCUGCGGGGGUUCACUGUACCCCAGGGCAGCAUGGUGCUGCUGAACCUGUGGGCGUGCCACGUGGACCCCCACGUCUGGGCCCGGCCACUCCUCUUCGACCCCGAGAGGUUCCUCGACCCCCACGGCCGCCUUCGCAGGAGGGACGCCUUCAUGCCCUUCGGCAUCGGUCGCCGUUCCUGUCUGGGCGAAUCUCUCGCUCGCGUCGAACUCUUCCUCUUCUUCUCCGCACUCGUGCAAGAGUUCACCUUCCACAGCUCCGCCCCCCACAGCCCCGACUCCGCCCCACGAAGCCCUGUCCUCCAGGGCACCUUCGGGUUGACCUACGCCCCUCCACCUUUCACCCUCACCGCCGUUGCCAGGGCGGUUGGGGGAGCGGCCACGUGACCGCGGAGAACUGGACCAUUCUUCACGGCUAGCGGUCACCGCUUCCUUCUGCCAGAUUUUUCACAGGCUGCAAGUUCCCACGGCGUCACUUCCUGCCUCUUCCUCACCUCCCCGUGACAUCAGCCCCCCCCUCCCACAACACCCUCACCGCCCUGUGAUGUCACUUCUUCCCUCAUCCUCACCUCCCACUUCCGAUGACGCGGCACCAUCGCAUUGUGGCGUCAUCGCGUCAAUUUGUAAAUAUCGCCAGGGAAAAAGUUCUGAGUGUGGUUCGAACCCGGGCCACCUGCACUCAGAGAGCGUGGCCAUGAGGACCCUGUUGCAGAUCUGAACAAGUCGUCCUCUCGCUGCCUGGGCAAGCUCCGUCGCAUUCAUAACAAACAAAAAACUCGGAUAAUUUGAAUUGUAAUGCUGCGUGCAGUUUUCGUUUGGUCUCAGAGAACGAUUGAGGGAUUGAUUCAGAGUGAGUGAUUCAGAGGGAGAGAAAUAUUCAGAGGCUGCACGGUAAACCGCACGGUAAACCGCACGCAAGAGGGGAAGGCAAAGCCAAAACCGUCGCUAACAACAAUUGCCCACGUACUGUGAUCCUCUAUUUGGGAUGUUUCCAUUCAAUGCGUGUUUUUAACAUGCGGGAGUUAAAAUGGAGCACCCAGAGAAAACCCCAAACGUGCCGGGCCGAGUGGAGAACGGAGGCUGUGGCGGCAGUGCAGACGCUGUCCCACCAGAUGCACCCAGCUGGUAGACUAACACUGCGGUGAACCCAUGGACGCAGCUGCUGGUGCUGCUGGGUGGUGAGUGGGUGGUGAGAGAUCGGUGGGUGGGAGUUGAUACAAUUCCCCCCCCUCCAUUGUUUAAACAACUGUCGCACCGGGAGAUCGAAGUCGAACGGUGACUUCUGGGAUCGAAGUUCAGUGGCGUGCUGCUGACCACUACACCCCCACCGUGGCAGCUCGCAAGCCGUCCCCCUCGUUAUCUAUGGGGUAAUUAUGGCGGGUUGUUGUUGUUGCUGCUACGGACACUUCCAUACGUGCGGCAAACCCGGUUUUGUUGAAUGUGUACUCUGCUGAACUUCUUUGGCAUCGUACGCAGCCAACCAUGCGAAUCGGAGGUGCGGUGAAGGGCAACAAUGCGGCAGCCACAAAAGGCAAAACAUAAAACCGGUUUCAACAACCAUGAAUGAUACGUGAUCGGUGGUGGCAGCGGCUUUAAAUCCAUAUGGCAAUCUAGAGCGAUAUCGAAGACUCGCUGACCAUAAACAAUGUCGGUUUCCAUCGACCAACCGGCGAGCGAGAACGAAUUUGACAAUUGGUGGUUAACACAUUGUUGUUCGUUAUUCACGCAUUUAUUUUUCAGAAACGUGUUGGGUCAGGCAAGGGUGGGGGGUGGAGAUACUCGUUUGCGACAAAAGUCAACAAGGCUGGGUACAGUAGCUAACCAAGGGUUGAUAAACCACUACUCUCGGGCAUGGGUCGGGAACCUUCGGCUCCGGAGCCGCAUGCAUCUGAUUUAAAUGUAUUCCAAAUCAGAGGACCAGUCAUCAAAUAGGCACCUCCAGUCAGUACGAUUGGCUUCGUACGGUGCGAAAAGACGUUCAACAUGCAACUUGACAAUUGGUCUGAAGACUACUUAAUACUUGUGACUGUACUGAAAGACUCAAAGAAUACUUGAUACUGUUUAUGCAAAUGAAAAUAAACAUGAAUCGAUGGCUGAAUACAGAAUUUAAGUUUGCAAGGCAUGAGCCGGUGCACAAUCUGAACCUUAUGGUGGUACCCCGGCUCUCGCGUAAUAUCCGUGAUGCAGUCAUUUUUAAUCUGUUGCUGGUCGGUGAUGCGGGAAUCGACUCAUCUUUACGAGCUUGGACACGAUGCACCACUACGGCGCGUACGAGCGUUCAGGGUUUCAGCGCAAUCGUCCUCGGAGUAGCACCGAUUUCGGAUUGAUUGGUACCCCAGUCGCAGAGUUAAGUACACCCCUGGAAAAAAGUACUGUCCCAGAAAUAACAUCUUUAAUUGCCUCGGUCAUUUUGUAUUAUUUGGUACCCUGGGGUACCGCCAUAAGGAUCAUUUGCGUUCAUGAAAAGGUAAAAAAACGCAAUAAAGGCGAUCAGCUUUCA
Molecule: messenger RNA, 5118 nt
Organism: Lethenteron reissneri (Far Eastern brook lamprey)
Lineage: Eukaryota; Metazoa; Chordata; Hyperoartia; Petromyzontiformes; Petromyzontidae
Product: cytochrome P450 2U1-like
Biological process (GO): xenobiotic metabolic process
Cellular component (GO): cytoplasm; intracellular membrane-bounded organelle
Molecular function (GO): iron ion binding; steroid hydroxylase activity; heme binding
Source: RefSeq, a predicted model, not a curated record